GCCAAGAUGGACGCGUUCAUUUGAACAUCUCGCCUGAGUGGCUUCCCAGCACUCCUGCCAGUCGAUCGCAGUCCAGCCAACAGCUGCUGCCCAUUCUUCCUCCGGAAUAGGGGAGGGAGAGGGAAUGAGAAGCUGCAGCGGCAGAGGAGUCACCCUGACCGACCCCGCCGCUGCUCUCGGGCCCCCUCGGCCCCACGCCUCCGGGGAGCAGCCGGGGCUCGCCGCGCCUGACGCGUCCCGAGUUACACAGAAAUAAUGUUGAUAUUUGGAACCCAUGUCGAACUUCUAUGAAGAAAGGGCAACGAUGAUUGCAGCCGGGGAUUUGCAGGAAUUUGUUCCUUUUGGUCGAGACCACUGCAAGCACCACCCUAAUGCUUUGAACCUUCAACUUCGCCAGCUGCAGCCAGCCUCUGAGUUAUGGUCUUCUGAUGGUGCUGCUGGCUUGGUGGGAUCCCUUCAGGAGGUUACAAUCCACGAGAAACAGAAGGAAAGCUGGCAGUUAAGGAAAGGCGUCAGUGAAAUUGGAGAAGAAGUGGAUUAUGAUGAGGAACUCUAUGUGGCUGGAAAUAUGGUGAUCUGGAGCAAAGGAAGUAAAAGCCAGGCAUUGGCUGUUUAUAAAGCGUUUACAGUUGACAGUCCUGUUCAACAGGCACUGUGGUGUGACUUCAUCAUAUCACAGGAUAAGUCUGAGAAGGCCUACAGUAGUGAAGAAGUAGAAAAAUGCAUAUGUAUACUGCAAAGCUCAUGUAUUAACAUGCAUAGCAUAGAAGGAAAGGAUUACAUAGCUUCUUUACCUUUUCAGGUUGCUAAUGUUUGGCCCACCAAAUAUGGAUUGUUGUUUGAACGAAGCAGUUCUACACAUGAGGUACCUCCAGGUCCACCCAGAGAACCUUUACCCACUAUGUUCAGCAUGCUGCAUCCACUGGAUGAAAUAACCCCACUUGUUUGUAAAUCUGGAAGUCUUUUUGGUUCAUCAAGGGUGCAAUAUGUUGUAGAUCAUGCAAUGAAAAUUGUUUUUCUCAACACUGACCCCUCCAUUAUAAUGACCUAUGACACUGUUCAAUGUUUGCAUUCUGUGUGGGCUCUCCGGAGAGUCAAAACAGAGGAAGAGAAUGUUGUCUUAAAGUUCUCUGAACAGGGGGGAACCCCACAGAAUGUGGCCAGUAGUAGCUCCCUCACAGCACACCUCAGAAGCCUCUCCAAAGGAGAUUCCCCCGUGGCUUCACCUUUCCAGAAUUACUCCUCCAUUCACAGUCAGAGUCGCUCGACCUCCUCACCCAGUCUACACUCUCGUUCACCUUCUAUUUCCAACAUGGCAGCUCUAAGUCGUGCUCAUUCUCCCGCCUUAGGAGUGCACUCUUUCUCAGGGGUGCAGAGGUUUAACCUUUCAAGCCAUAAUCAGUCUCCAAAGAGACAUAGUGUUUCUCAUUCUCCAAGUAGUAAUUCUAAUGGCUCCUUCCUUGCACCAGAAACAGAGCCAAUUGUUCCUGAACUUUGUAUUGACCAUUUAUGGACAGAAACGAUUACUAAUAUAAGAGAGAAAAAUUCACAGACCUCAAAAGUGUUUAUUACAUCUGACCUAUGUGGGCAGAAGUUCUUGUGCUUUUUAGUGGAGUCUGAGCUCCAGUUGCGCUGUGUAAAAUUUCAAGAGAGUAAUGAUAAAACUCAGCUCAUCUUUGGCUCCAUCACCAACAUACACGCAAAGGAUGCAGCGCCAGUGGAGAAGAUAGAUACCAUGCUGGUCCUUGAAGGCAGUGGAAACCUGGUGCUGUACACAGGAGUGGUUCGGAGUCUUCCACUACAUUAUAAAUUUUGUGCAGAUUCCAUUGUAAAUAGUGGGAAGAAUAGCACAAAAUGUGCUUACUCCAUAUUUUCAUUAACUGGAGGUCUCUCGGAUUUAAAAUUGGAGCCUUAUGUAGAUCAUUACUAUAGAGAUUACCCAACACUUGUCAGAACCACUGGACAAGUGUGCACAAUUGAUCAAGGUCAAACAGGAUUUAUGCAUCAUCCAUCAUUUUUUACUUCUGAGCCACCAAGUAUUUAUCAGUGGGUGAGUUCUUGUUUGAAGGGUGAAGGAAUGCCCCCCUAUCCUUACCUUCCUGGAAUCUGUGAAAGAAGCAGACUUGUAGUCUUGGUAUGUAUUACCUAUCUUGUUUAUCUUUUUCUUUUUAAACUUAAUUUUAUGUUGAUUAACUUGAGUCAGAGGAUAAUUGGGACAGUGGCAGGUCUAAAUGAAAAAUUUUCUCCCUUCCUUUCAUCACAAGGUUUCACUUUAAGAGACUUGGAAACUCUUCCCUUUGGAAUUGCUCUUCCCAUCAGAGAUGCAAUUUACCACUGUCGUGAGCAGCCUGCUUCAGACUGGCCAGAAGCUGUCUGUCUCCUGAUCGGACGUCAGGAUCUUUCCAAGCAGGCCUGCGAAGGAAACUUACCCAAAGGGAAAUCUGUGCUCUCAUCAGAUGUUCCUUCAGGAACAGAAACAGAGGAGGAAGAUGAUGGCAUGAAUGACAUGAAUCAGGAGGUUAUGUCGUUAAUAUGGAGUGAAGAUUUAAGAGUGCAGGACGUGCGAAGGCUUCUUCAAAGUGCACAUCCCGUCCGUGUCAAUGUAGUACAGUACCCAGAACUCAGUGACCACGAGUUCAUUGAGGAAAAAGAAAACAGAUUGCUCCAGUUGUGUCAGCGAACUAUGGCCCUUCCAGUAGGACGAGGAAUGUUUACCUUAUUUUCAUACCAUCCUGUUCCAACGGAACCACUGCCUAUUCCCAAAUUGAAUUUGACUGGACGGGCUCCUCCUCGGAACACAACAGUAGACCUUAACAGUGGAAAUAUUGAUGUGCCUCCCAACAUGACAAGCUGGGCCAGCUUCCACAAUGGUGUGGCUGCUGGCCUGAAGAUAGCUCCUGCCUCCCAGAUUGACUCAGCUUGGAUUGUUUACAAUAAGCCCAAGCAUGCCGAGUUAGCCAAUGAAUAUGCUGGCUUUCUCAUGGCCCUGGGUCUGAAUGGGCACCUUACCAAGCUGGCUACUCUCAAUAUCCAUGACUACUUGACCAAGGGUCAUGAAAUGACAAGCAUUGGACUGCUCCUUGGUGUUUCUGCUGCUAAACUAGGCACCAUGGAUAUGUCAAUUACCCGGCUUCUUAGCAUUCACAUUCCUGCCCUCUUACCCCCAACGUCCACAGAGCUUGAUGUUCCUCAUAAUGUCCAAGUGGCUGCAGUGGUUGGCAUCGGCCUCGUAUAUCAAGGGACGGCUCACAGGCAUACUGCGGAAGUCCUGUUGGCUGAAAUAGGACGGCCCCCUGGUCCUGAAAUGGAAUACUGCACUGACAGGGAGUCUUACUCUUUAGCUGCUGGCUUGGCUCUGGGCAUGGUUUGCUUGGGGCAUGGCAGUAAUUUGAUAGGUAUGUCUGAUCUCAAUGUGCCUGAGCAGCUUUAUCAGUACAUGGUUGGAGGUCAUAGGCGCUUUCAAGCAGGAAUGCAUAGGGAGAAGCAUAAAUCUCCAAGUUAUCAAAUCAAAGAAGGAGAUACCAUAAAUGUGGAUGUAACUUGUCCAGGUGCCACUCUAGCUUUGGCUAUGAUCUACUUAAAAACCAAUAACAGAUCUAUUGCAGAUUGGCUUUGUGCUCCCGACACGAUGUAUUUGCUAGACUUUGUGAAGCCAGAAUUUCUCUUGCUUAGGACACUUGCUCGAUGCCUGAUUCUGUGGGAUGAUAUUUUACCAAAUUCCAAGUGGGUUGAUAGCAACGUUCCUCAAAUUAUAAGAGAAAAUAGUAUCUCUCUCAGUGAAAUUGAAUUGCCUUGCUCAGAGGAUUUGAAUUUGGAAACUUUGUCGCAAGCACAUGUCUACAUAAUUGCAGGAGCCUGUUUGUCUCUGGGUUUUCGAUUUGCUGGCUCAGAAAACUUAUCAGCAUUUAAUUGUUUGCAUAAAUUUGCAAAAGAUUUUAUGACUUAUUUGUCUGCACCUAAUGCUUCUGUAACAGGUCCUUACAACCUAGAAACCUGCCUGAGUGUGGUGCUGCUCUCUCUUGCCAUGGUAAUGGCUGGCUCGGGGAACCUAAAGGUUUUGCAGCUUUGUCGCUUCUUACACAUGAAAACAGGUGGUGAAAUGAACUAUGGUUUCCACUUAGCCCAUCACAUGGCCCUUGGACUUCUCUUUCUGGGAGGAGGAAGGUAUCUUAGAAGACAAAAUAAAUUGCUUCAGUUCCAUUUGUGUUCUCUCACAGCUGGGGGUGAUAUGUGUGUGCACGCCUACCUCAGUGGGCAGCCCUUUGAGGAAUCUCAGCUGAGCAUGCUGGCUUGUUUCCUUGUCUACCACUCAGUACCAGCUCCAUGGCACCUGCCGUCUAUAGGACUAGAAGGGAGCACAAGCUUUGCUGAACUCCUCUUCAAAUUUAAACAGCUGAAAAUGCCAGUGCGAGCUUUGCUAAGAUUGGCUCCUUUGCUUCUUGGAAGUCCACAGCCAAUGGUUAUGUGAUCAGCUCUGGUGGUAAAACUACCCUGAAGCGUGACUUCUGCACAAAAACAUGACCCAACAACAAAGCUAAAGAAACAUUUCUAAGUUUUAUAAUAUAACUAGGGGGAAAUGAGCUGCACAAACCUCAGUGUAUUUUAAAAUCCAAGUGUUUUAAAUAUUCCAGAUGCUCUGUUGCUGUCAGCAUUAACAUUAUAUGAUAUAUAGAAGUGAGUUAAAAUUUACUUUUGUAAAUAAAGUUUUUUGGUUUGUUUUCAAAA
This is a messenger RNA of Leptonychotes weddellii (Weddell seal), 4725 nucleotides long. NCBI's taxonomy places the organism in Eukaryota, Metazoa, Chordata, Mammalia, Carnivora, Phocidae. The record is from RefSeq and is a predicted model, not a curated record.